AAACUAGAUGGCUUCCCUAUCUAAAAAGAUGCAUGCCUCCGUAGCCUCUGGCCUCCGCCAUCCACGCCCCGAAUAUCGCGCAGCAGUUGUUGCGCUUGCCCGCCGGCGCCCUUCGCCUUCGUCCGAGCCGGUCGUCGUCGGAUCCGUUCAUCCCUCCGCCCUGUUCGCCGCUGGGACCUCCCCUUCCUCCCUCAGAUUGAGAAGAUGUCGACCAAGCGAAUAGGAGAAUGCUCAGAAAGCUCAAAUAGACCGGAAAAAGCUCUCAAAAGUAGUGGACAAUUCGACACUGAGCUAUCAACGCCCAGAAUACCCGAAACAAGUGAGUUGUGUUCAUUCAGUUCUGCAGAUGACACUUUUGAAGAGGAAUUUGGCAGCUCUAAUGAUUCGUGUCAAGGAGUCUGGAGUGAACUGAGUAAAGAAGUUGUUUCAAAUUUAUCCAAAAGUGUUGUCUCACUGGCUUCAUUCCAAGGAGAUAAGCUCAAUUGUGCAUGCACAGGCAUGGUUGUCAUGAACUACUCAGUUGGUGUGGACAUUCUGACUUCAGCAGAUCUGAUUAGAUCUCCUCAUGAUCCCAACGACCUUCCUCGCUCACUGAGGAUACAAGUGCACCUUCCAAAUAGGAAAGAAGGCAUAGGGCGUUUAAAGCACUAUGAUUUGGGUUAUAAUGUUGCUCUUGUAUAUACCGAAUCUUUUCCUGAAAUUGAAGAAAUAUUUCUUGGUCAAUUUCAAAUUAAGCCUCACAGCAAGGUAGUAGCUGUAGGGCGUGGCUUCAACUCAGGCAAAUUAAUGGCCACAGCUGGGACAGUGACUGAUGAGCGAACUGAGAAGUAUAUGAUAUCCACAUGUAAAAUCACUAGGUCUGGGAUCGGAGGGCUCCUUAUCGAUUUUGAUGGCAACUUUGUUGGCAUAAACUUUUACAGCUUCAAAGGAAAUCCAUUCCUACCGAGGAAUGGAAUUGCCGAGUGCUUGGGGGUAUUGUGGGAUGUCAUUGAGCAAGAUAGGACAAUUGACAGAAGCACAAUCGUGAGACAGAAACCUAUUCUCCCUAAUUUGGAAGACAAAUUGGGGUCGGCGACUACAACCUUCUAACACGCCCUCGCAGUCGGAUCGGCAGCACCGCGAACAUUCAGACUGGAUCUGAACUCACGGAAGAUCGAAGAAGGAAGUCCUUUGGUGAAGAUGUCAGGGUAUUGCGAUGUGGUGGGCACAACCUUUUCCCGGACGAAGUGCCGGUCGAUCUCUAUGUUCUUGGUGCGCUGAUGUUGAACGGGAUUGGAAAAUAUGUAGAUGGCGUUGAUGUUGUCGCAGUAAAGGACAGACCGUCGAAGUGGCAUAUGAAGCUCAUGAAGAAGUUGGCGCAACCAGGAUACUUCAGCAACAGCAUUUGCCACAGCCCGAUACUCCGCUUGAGCACUUGAUCUGGAGACAAUAUUCUGGCGCUUGGAGGACCAGGAGAUGAGGUUAUCACCGAGGAACACAGCAUAGCCUGAGGUGAACUUGCGCGUGUCGGGACAACCAGCCCAGUUAGCGUCCGAGUAUGUUGUCAGUUCAGUCGUGGAGGUGGGACACAGGAGCAGUCCCAUGUGAAGAGUGCCAUGGAUGUACCGGAGGAUGCGCUUCAAAGCAACGAGGUGAGGCUCCCGAGGAUCAUGCAUGUAGAGGCAGACUUGCUGGACUGCGUAGGCAAUAUCUGGUCUACUGAAGGUCAGAUACUGAAGGGCGCCAGUAAGGCUCCUGAAAUCUGUAGCAUCCUGAACAAGAACACCAUCUUCACUGAGCUUUGGGUUGCAAUCGACCGGAGUGGAACAUGGCUUGCACUCGGACAUGCCAGCACGAGCAAGGAUGUCAAGCAUGUACUGCCGCUGAGAGAGGAACAAGCCGUCGCCAUGGCGCUGGACCUCCAUGCCCAAAAAUUGAUGAAGCUCCCAGAUCCUUCAUAGAGACCUCCUGCUGUAGUGCCUGAAUGAUGCGCCGAAGGAGAGACGCUGAGGAGGCAGUCAGGACAAUGUCAUCCACAUAGAGGAGAAGAUAGAUAAUGUCCGAGCCUCGGCGGUAGACGAACAGCGAAGUAUUGUACUUGGCCUCCACAAAUCCCAGGGACAACAGGUGAGUGGCAAAGCGAAUGUACCACGCACGAGGGGCCUGCUUGAGGCUGUAGAGGGACUUGUUGAGGCGGCACACGAAGUCCGGGUGAGAUGGAUCCUCAAAACCUGAUGGCCGAGCGCAGUAGACUGUCUCCGUGAGCGUGUUGUGAAGGAAGGCGUUUUUCACAUCAAGUUGGUGAAUCGGCCAGUGCUGUGAAAGUGCCAGGGAGAGCACAGUGCACACGGUGGCCGCUUCACAACCGGACUAAAGGUCUCAUCAAAGUUGACACCAGGGCGCUGAGAGAAACCACGAGAACCCAGCGGGCCUUGUACCGCUCGAGUGAACCAUCCGCAUGGAACUUGUGCUUGAAGAACCACUUCCCAAUCACAACAUUGGCCUGCGAAGGACGCGCAAUGAGAUCCCAAGUGUUGUUCAGGAGAAGGGCAGCGAACUCUUCUUCCCAAGCAGCCCGCCAAUUGGGGUCGGCGAGGCCACUGCGGAAGGUCUUCGGCUCUAGCGAUAGCGGAGUGGCUUUGGAGCAGCGGACGAGGGGGUAUCCAGAACCCGCUCUUGCCCCCCAUGGUCAUGCAAUGCUGGUUGACCACAGGGGUGGCUCCCUUGGGCAGCGAUGGUGCAGGGACCGACGGCAGCGAGGUUCCCACGGGACUGGAGGGGCGCGCCGAGUGUAGACGAAGCGAAUGUCCCGCACCGGGGGGUACCCAGGCAGCGGCGGGGAUGUAGUAGCUGGUGAAGAGGCCGCACAUGGCUGUGCGGGAGUCGAAGCAGCAGGGGCAGCGUCCGGCGAUGCACUGGCUGCACGUGGCAGUGCGAGAACCGGCGAGGCGACGGGGCUGACACUAGCCGCACGUGGCAGUGCGGGUGUCGACAGGGCACUAGGGCGGGCGGCGGCCACGCGUGGCAGUACAGCAGGGGCGGCCACCAGCGCGGGCGUGUGGGGGGAGCAACGCCGGUGCUGGAGGAGGUAGGGAGCGCUUGGCGAGCUGAGGGCUCGAUCCAGUACUGCAACCAGAGAAACCUGCAGGCUGAAGAGGUUGUGUCGAUCCUAUGGGGGCCGGCACAAUGUCAGUUGUCGUGGGCUUUUGGGGGUACCCACGGCCGGGUGGCGGAACGCACCCGCCUAUUCCCCGAGGGGGAGUACUCGGGAAAGUGCCAAGCUAUUAGGCUAAUCUAGCUCAGGGGCAAGAACGCAAGAACACACGGAUUUAGAGUGGUUCAGGCCGCCGGAGCGUAAUACCCUACAUCCACUGUGAGAUGAAUUGCUCUUAAUAUGAAUGA
Messenger RNA from Panicum virgatum (switchgrass), 3381 nucleotides. RefSeq lists its product as uncharacterized. Lineage: Eukaryota; Viridiplantae; Streptophyta; Magnoliopsida; Poales; Poaceae. The transcript is spliced from 8 exons. The record is from RefSeq and is a predicted model, not a curated record. Bases 205 to 1089 code for a protein of 294 amino acids.